This is a messenger RNA of Caenorhabditis briggsae, 2835 nucleotides long. RefSeq names its product Protein CBR-TWK-44 (gene Cbr-twk-44). Bases 1 to 2835 code for a protein of 944 amino acids. Gene Ontology annotation, cellular component: membrane. Lineage: Eukaryota; Metazoa; Nematoda; Chromadorea; Rhabditida; Rhabditidae. The record is from RefSeq and is a predicted model, not a curated record. Gene Ontology annotation, molecular function: phosphatidylinositol-4,5-bisphosphate phospholipase C activity; potassium ion leak channel activity. Gene Ontology annotation, biological process: stabilization of membrane potential; intracellular signal transduction; potassium ion transmembrane transport. The transcript is spliced from 18 exons.
AUGCAGAAUUGUGAUUACUGUGUUAAAGUUCUUCAGUGUGUUUAUGGUCAAUUGAGAAAAAGUGUCCGUAGUAAACGUUUGUUAGGGAGCAAGUUGACGCACACAUGUAAACGGUAUCCUGAGAAACGUUUAUUAUGCCUGUUCGAUAAAUGCUGUCUAAUUUACAAAAAAUUUCAGUAUAAAAGAAGCUGUCUCAAAUUCUCCAAGGCUCACCUGCUCACAAUUUACAAUGACAUGCAACCUGAAAAAUACGAUCCUCGUAGAAUCUGCACAGAGGUUCAGAGAGUUUCAGAUAUAACGUCAGGUAAGAAAAAACAAGUGACUUUUUCGGUGCCUGAUGGAAAUGCCCCAGCGCCGCCCAUUAUUUUAGUUGAAGAUUCCGAAAUGAAUGGUCCCGCCUCGCAACUGUUGAAUAAUUAUCCGAUUGUGCGGAGAGACACGAUUGUAGAUGAGAAUGCUAUGCAGCAUCUUCUGCUCCAUGAGAGCAUUUGGAGUCAUGCUUUCAAAAAGAAGAGGAAGCGUGCAUCCAGCAAAAACCGCCCCUCCAAAUUGAAACGAUUUGUGUCACUUCUCCAGAUCAUUUAUGACAAGUCUCGUGUUCACUACAUAGUUCCUAUUGUUCUUUUAAUUGCAUAUUCUGUCCUUGGUGGCCUUAUAUUUUGGUCAAUUGAACGACCGAAUGAAGAAAUAAUGUUAGCUGAUAAGAGGAAUUACAUCGCAGCGUUGACAGAUGAUUUGGUGGAAGUUCUCCUGCAGAUUCAUAACCGGUUGAUUGAUUUCAACAGGGCGUAUGCCAAUAACACAUACUUGUUGAUGUUACACUAUCGAGGGUAUCGGAAGUUUGCCUUGAAUCAGAUUCACAAAAGUGUCUACUGGUACACCCUCUCUACAUUCUAUCUGACAGAGCACGAAAUGCACAAAGUUGUAGCUCUCCGUCCGAAAAAUCCUGAGCAAUUGUGGAAAAGGCAUUUUGAGAGCAAUUUCGGGAGAAUAAGAGCUCUGAAAAAUUAUACAGAGCAGUUAUGUCUCCGAUGUUGGGAGCUCGGAGUAGAGGGCGCAAAUUUAGGGUGGACUAGGUACAAUUAUAGUCUUAUGGUUAACCAAAGUGUUGAGGAGUAUAACAAUUCCGUUGGUUUGGGACAUGUGCUGACGCCGGUGUGGACGUUUUGGAAUGCAAUGUUUUUGGCAGAACAUAAAGUUUGCUGUAUUAUGCUUAGUAUUCAAAGAAUAUUUGGACUUCAAACAUUUCCUCGAAACAUUUUUAAGUUGAAAUUUCAAAUUUUCCGCCAUUUUUUGAAGACAGCCGGCCCCUUUUUUUCAGUCACCACAUAUACCACAAUAGGAUAUGGAAACAUAACAGCCAAAACAAAACUUGGCAAACUGGCAGCAAUGGUUUAUGCUGUCAUCGGCAUCCCGCUCGUCCUCAUGAUACUUCACAAAUCAGGUCGAUUAUUUUUAAUGGGGUUGGAGCACGUGUGGGAUUUUAUUUUGAGGUUGGUGGCUCUUAAUUUUUCUCUUAUCGAUUUUAACGUUUCAAGAAUCACCGACAGUUUCUGCGUUGGAUCGGGUACCAAGCGGGUGCGGAACACGAGUGAGGAUCGGAUUUCUGAAAUGCCUCUUAUUUUGGCUAUUGGUGUCGCGUUCGGAUGGAUGUUUUUGUGUGCAGCCAUUUUCCUGAGAUUUGAGAAGGAUUGGGAUUAUUUUAAAAGCUUUUAUUUUUUCUUCUGUUCGUUGACUACAAUAGGAUAUGGUGACGUAACACCUACAAAUAGUGAAGAUAUGUUCAUCAUUUUUGGAUUAAUUAUAAUUGGUCUGUCAUUAGUAUCCAUGUGCAUUAAUGUCAUUCAACUUAAGCUCGAGAAGCUUUUCGAGGAGCUCCUUCUCACUCUUAUGGAAGAACUCAAUGCCGAUCCGGAUGGCACUCAUUUAAAAGCUGGUACUAUUGGCGCCCGAGAGAUGUGGCGAGCUUGGAAGAAGAGGCGAGGAAAGCUGGGUGAUGGGUUGGAGAAAGCCAAGGGGGCACGGCAAGCGGCGAAUAAAGCCAGCGAGAAUUUUGUGAAGAAGAUAUUCCAGAUGCUUCCAUUCUCUAGGAAAAGAGAACGUCAGCACUUGAUAGCAGAGCUUCAGAAGAAGCUGCAAAGAAAGGAGAAAAGUACUCAGACGGAUUUCGGUUACCCACACUGUGAGGAAGCCUACACCGAAACCAGUGAUGUAGAUAGCUGUGUUACAGAUUUCCGCAAUUCGGUCAUCUCCGACAAAUGUAAAAUGAUUGAUGAGGUUGUUGGUAAAUUGAGAUUAUUUUCAGCCCACCACCAUCUGCUUCUAAUCCCAGAUGGUCCGAUUUGUGGGCCGUCUCGAUGUGAGAGCCGACCUGUUGUAGCGCUUGCCGAGGCCUCUUUGUGCUCAUCGUCGUCCGUGAACCCGUCUUCUUAUCCUUCUUCACACCGACCAAGCUCUACAAUUCCAUCGUCUUCUCCAGGAUCCAGAGCAUCAGCUCCGUCAGCAGCGAGCUCUGCAAAAUCAGCACCGGCGGCUAGUCCUAGUCGUCAACCACCGUUUGUGGAUUUUGAUCCGAGUAGGAGGUGGACUUUUGUAGCGACGAAUAGGAACCAACGUGGCUAUCCGCGUGGACUUGUUGUACCCUAUAUGUACACCCGACCUAUGAGUUCCGUAGUUCACACCACUGAAGUUAGACGACUCAUAGCUGAAUUGGAUGUUCGUCUGCAAGACUGUCGUUCUCUUGCCACCCCAACAAAUUCCAUACGAGGCACAGUUUCCGAGCGGUCGUUCUCAAGAUCUGUAAUUUCUGAUUCGUCCAUACCGGAAGAGUUAUAA